This is a messenger RNA of Acanthocheilonema viteae, 880 nucleotides long. NCBI's taxonomy places the organism in Eukaryota, Metazoa, Nematoda, Chromadorea, Rhabditida, Onchocercidae. The record is from the annotation of a GenBank genome assembly.
AAAUACACUUCUGUUAAGUUGGCCUGUUCACACGCACGGUUCUUCACGUGAAGCUAUUGAUUCGGAAUAUCAUACAUUCACUGAUAAAUUGCAUGUUGGUGUUGCAACAGAUAUGUGCCUUGUUGUUGCCAAAGAUAUUGUUAAUUUCCCAGUUUCGGCCAUUCGUCUUGUUGGAACGAUUGAUGUGUAUUGGAUUGUACAAGAUGGCGGUUUAUGUAUACUUAUCGCUUACUUAUUAAUUCAAAGCAAAGUGUGGCGAGGAUGCAAACUUCGAGUGAUAGCAAUUGCGCAAGAAAUGGAUAAUAAUACAAAGCUGCAAGCAGAUCUUCAAAAAUAUGUUUAUCAGCUAAGGAUUGAUGCCAGAAUAAUGCCUUUGGUCUUGGCAGAAAUGAAGCAAAAUGGUAAGCUGAAUAGUGAUGAUAACGAUACAGACAGUGAGACAAGGGGGAAAAAUGAUGACAAAAGUGGUGAUAAUGAUAAUGAGGAAACGCCGACACCGUCGAAAGAAAAAGUAUCAGCGAUGAAAAAAGCAGUAUCAUCUUUGGAAAAAAUGCCAUCAAAUCAUGAUGAAAAGCGAGUGACAAUAGCAGAAUCGAAGAAUGAAAUUGUGGAAGAGAAUGAGAGCGGUGGUCGCGAUAAAAAAUUUAGGAUGCUCGAUAAAAAAAAGGUGCGCAAAAUGCACACAGCAGUUCGACUGAAUGAAUUGAUUCUUGCAAAUUCUGCUGAUAGUCAACUAGUGCUGCUCAAUUUACCAAAACCUCCUGUUGCUAAAGAAGGCCUUGAUGAUUACAUGCAUUACCUUGAAGUAUUGUCUGAUAAAAUUCCUCGUAUUUUAUUUAUACGAGGAACAGGCAAAGAAGUUAUUACGACAUAUUCUUGA